Messenger RNA from Paramecium pentaurelia, 1284 nucleotides. NCBI's taxonomy places the organism in Eukaryota, Ciliophora, Oligohymenophorea, Peniculida, Parameciidae. The record is from the annotation of a GenBank genome assembly.
AUGAUCGAUAAUCUGAUAAUAUUAAGAAUACAAAGUUAUUAGAAUAAUACAAAGGGAUAUUCAUAUGAAGAAUUAAAGUAGCUACCUAAUUUUAAUAUUGUUACUUAAAAAAAUAAAAUCUAUUUUGGAUAGAUAUUCAAUGGUUAAAAACAUGGUAAAGGCGUACUCCUGAUGGAAUAAGACCAUAUAUAUGAAGGAGAAUUCAAUAAUAAUCGAAAACAUGGGCAAGGUUGGGAAGUUUUUCCAUCUAAAUCUUUUUAUAAAGGACUAUAUGUAAAUGGAAAACCGGAAGGUUAAGGAAAAUUUUAAUGGGCGAAUGGAGAAUAUUAUGAAGGAGAAUGGUUCAACGGCAAUAAGCAUGGAUAAGGAACUUGGAUGGGUUUAAAGGGAGAUAUGUAUACUGGAUAUUGGAUUGAUGGUAAACCUAAUGGAAAAGGUUAACAUAAAUGGAUUAAUGGAGAUUAAUACAAAGGAGAAUUUAAAGAUAGUUUGAAGCAUGGUUUUGGUGAAGAACUAUUUGCUAAUGGUGACAGAUAUGUUGGAAUGUAUUAAAAUGGAAAACCUGAAGGAGAUGGAGAAUACUUUUAUUCAAGCGGUGCAUAUUUUCAUGGAAAAUUUAAAAAUGGUCUUAAAACUGGUUAUGGAGAAUAUAGAUGCUCAACUUACUCAUAUAAGGGAUAUUAUAUGAACGACAAAAAACAUGGAGAAGGUGAAUUAAUUUACUCAGAUGGAACUCGAAAAAAGGGAAAAUUCUUUAAUGAUUUCUAUGAAAAAACUGUUCUACGAUAAUUAAGUGUCCCAAAUAAUACUUAACCAAAUGAUACUCCUCCUAAAAAUUAUUAAGAAAUAAUGAGGGCUUGCUUAAAACCUCCUUCUUAUUUAUCCUCUACUAAACCUAACACUUAAAAAAAAUAAACUUCUCCUCUUAACAAAACUGUUAUCAUCUAAAGAAAUCGUCUUGAUUUCAAUUCUUCAGAAAAGCCCUAAAAGCAUUUGCAAAUCCAAACAGGGAGAUAAAAUUCUAAGAGAGAAUUUUAAGAAAAGGAUAUCAAUCUUAAAUAAUAAGACAAAAUUGUUUAAUAGAAAAAGAUUUCAAUAAAUGUACAUAGCAAUAAAUCUUCCCCAAAAAACUAAGUACAUUAAUAAACUAUAUACAAAUAACCUUGCCGAUAGCCAUAAGAAUAUUCAUUUAAAUUCGAUACUACUAAAACAAGUUUUGUUACCAAAACAGGAUUGAAAGGAAAAUAAAGCUUUAAAUAGCGAAGUUACUCAAAAUAUGAUUGA